UUUUAAACUCAUAGCAAAGCAGGCUAUUAAUUAACAUUAAAUUAAGUUUUAAAAAAGGGUUCAGACAUAUAGGAAAUAAUAAGAGGGUGGAGAAUUAGGGGGUGCUUUUUGGCUGAGGAAAGAGAGAGGAGAGCCAAGAAACAUAUCAAUAAAACAUUACAAUAUGAUUGCCAUUAAUAGCAGCAGAGGGGUUUAAAAAGCCUUCUUUUCAUCCCUUGUCAUUAUUUUCCAGGGUCCUUAAGGUUUUGAAGAGCAGGAUUUGGACACCCGUGUUCAGCCUGCAAGGAAGAUGCUGCACGUCUGAACAGAGGAUGACACGCAAGAGAGGCCCCGUGGAAGGCACUUCCCCCCUGAAAGAUCCUGGGAGGAAAAGGAGGAUUAGCCACAAACCAACCAACAUGGACUUGGGGAGAGGGAGUAAAUCCCCUGAAGCAAUGUAUUCUGGGAGAAUUGUGGGACCCCUCAGAAGAGCAAUUCUACCUCAGGUGAAGCAGGAACCUGAAGAGAGCUUGGCCUGUGGUUGGGAAGCCCAGUGGCAGGAGUUUCUAAGGAAAGCGGAGCCUCCUCAUUCCAGCUGGGGACCACCACAGCCUCUAGAAGAGCACAACCCAUGGGAUAAUGCUACUGCCUUCCUGAUCUCCUUUGAGCAAGUGGCCAAAGCUUACCAGUGGCCCAAGGAGGAGUGGAUGACCCGACUUUGGCCAGCCCUCAACGGAGAAGCCGAACAGGCCUUUAGCAGCCUGGAAGCUGGUGACAGAGAAGAUUAUGGGAAAGUGAAAGCCAUCAUCCUCCAAUGGGACACUCUCACACGGGAGCGCUGGCGUCGACACUUUCGACAUUUUCGUUACCAUGAAGCUGAGGGUCCGAGAGGGCUUUACGGCCAGCUCCAGGAGCUUUGCCACCAGUGGCUGAAGGUUGAGAGGCACACAAAGGAAAUUCUGGAGCUGCUGAUUCUGGAGCGAUUCCUCACUGUCCUUCCACUGGACAAGAGUUGGGUGAGGGAACAUGGCCCAGAGACCUGCUCCCAGGCCGUAGCUCUGGCAGAGGAGUUCCUCCUGAGGCAACGAGAGGUUGACAGAGAGAAUGACCGGAUAGCUUUUGAAGAGGAUGCUGCCAGUUCCUCUGAGGCUGGCCAGGCUCUGCCUGACAUCGAGCAAAAACAGUUUCACAUAGAAACCAAGCAGGAGGAAGCGAAGAAUGAAGAUGACAUUGAGGAUGGCAGAAGUCUGUUGGGCAAAGGAUAGAUGGCUGCAGAUGAUGGGGAGAGAUACAACCCAGCAGAUUCUGAAUCAGUGAGACCACAUGGGACGUCUGGGGGGAGAUUUGAAGAGAACCUUUCUUUGCAGUAUGAGCAGAAAAAUGUUUUUGCAUGUGAA
Sceloporus undulatus (fence lizard) is the source of this 1376-nucleotide messenger RNA. RefSeq names its product zinc finger protein 500-like. The record is from RefSeq and is a predicted model, not a curated record. Lineage: Eukaryota; Metazoa; Chordata; Lepidosauria; Squamata; Phrynosomatidae.